ACAAAAGUUAUCGCUUUAUCUAUCGAUUAGCGAAGUUGUGCUUAGCACGGUCACACUGGCCCUCAAUUUGAACAGGCUGGCAUGCCCAUACGCAAACAGCUGUUUUUGUUCGCGUAAUAAUAAUUUUUGGUUGAAAUAUGUUAAAAACACGCAUUUUUCGCCUAAUACACGACAAACGUUUGAGCGUGCCCAUUUUGCGCGGCUUUCAUCAUGAGUUCAGCAAACCCGAGCCACAGCCCACCAAUCCAAAUGUAAAGCAACAGCAAGAGAAGAAAUCCUUUGUUGCGGGCGGCGUACAAAAUAAAUACAAAGUAUUCCGCGAUGAGGAGGCAACGGAAAUCUUCGAUGUGGAGGAGGCGCGUUAUCAAGAGCGCGAACUGCCCGUGGAAGUCGAGCAGGAUCAGUACUUCGGCCUCAAUUUAAAGAGAGGCGUUCGCGGCGUCUUUGAUGUGGAGGAUCUGGUGGAGCUGUUGCGCAAGGAGAAUGUGGAUGAUAUUUUCGUUUGCUAUGUGCCCGAGGAGCUCAAGUAUGUGGAUCAUCUGGUCGUUUGCAGCGCGCGCAGCUAUCGCCACAUGCUGGCCACAGCGGAAUUCGUGCGCCGCAUGUUCAAAAUCAAGCGUGCCAAGGGGGAUUUGCUGCCCCGCAUCGAGGGCGAAAAGAGUCGAGACUGGAUGGCCAUGGAUUUGGGUAACAUUGCGCUGCACAUAUUCUCGCCCAAGGCACGUGAGGAUUACGAUCUGGAAUCUUUGUGGGCCAUUGGCCCCCAGUACGAUCACGAAAGUCAAAAGCCACAGAACCCGCUGGGCAACAUAUUCAUUGCGCAGGUGCCAAAGCCAGAAACGUAGCCGUAUAAAUGUAC
Messenger RNA from Drosophila novamexicana, 859 nucleotides. It is a transcript of the gene RsfS312, whose product is annotated as mitochondrial assembly of ribosomal large subunit protein 1. Gene Ontology annotation, biological process: negative regulation of translation; negative regulation of ribosome biogenesis. The coding region runs from base 138 to 845 and encodes 235 amino acids. The transcript is spliced from 3 exons. Gene Ontology annotation, cellular component: mitochondrion. NCBI's taxonomy places the organism in Eukaryota, Metazoa, Arthropoda, Insecta, Diptera, Drosophilidae. The record is from RefSeq and is a predicted model, not a curated record. Gene Ontology annotation, molecular function: ribosomal large subunit binding.